Molecule: messenger RNA, 2259 nt
Organism: Saprolegnia parasitica CBS 223.65
Lineage: Eukaryota; Oomycota; Saprolegniomycetes; Saprolegniales; Saprolegniaceae
Exons: 10
Coding region: 1-2208 (735 amino acids)
Biological process (GO): transcription by RNA polymerase II
Cellular component (GO): nucleus
Source: RefSeq, a predicted model, not a curated record
AUGACGCCAGUCGACCGCCAUGGAAAGCUGCACGUCGUGCGGUACCUCCAUCCGACGGCCAAAAAAGACAGUGACAACGACGACGACGACGACGGUGAUAAGGACCCGGACGACGUGCCGAUGGAGCUCAAGGAGCUCGCGGCCGCCGACGCCAUCCAAGCACUGCUCAAGACACACUUGCCGUUCCGGUUGCGCCACCUGCUUGCGCUGCCGUCACUGGUGGGAACUCGGAGCCACGACCAAGUGCUCGACUUGUGCAUUGCUCUCGCGAUGCACUCGCGCCGCGCUGCAACGCACCUCUUGGAGGUCAAGGGCAUGACCAGCGUUCUCCUCGAGCUCCUGAGCCACGAAGGCAUCGACGAUGUCCUCGCGACACUGCCGAUGCGACGCAAGACGAUAGUCCUCCUUCGGCGCUUGUGCCAAGCUGACGCGGCACUGGCUGCCAUGUGUCUCCAGGACCAGCUGCUCACGGCCACCAAGGUCGUGCUCGCCAUCCGCCACCCGGGCCUGCUCCCUCUGCAGCUGGACGCGCUCCGGCUCUGGAGCGUCUGCCUCUCGUACGGUAUCGAUCUGCACAGCGUCGCGUACUUGUACCCGCUGCUGUGUGGGUACCCGGCCGCGGCGCUCGCUUCGGACGGCGCCGCGCUCUCGCCGUGGCCGAUCGAGAUGCAGUGCGCGAUUCUCGACGCGCUCACACUGCUCGUGCGCAACGGGGUCGAGGCCGCGCAGUACUACCGGCUGCUGCCGUUUUUUGUGCAGCAGGCCACCGAUCUUCUGGCGCAGCAUGCGGCGCAGGUCUCGUCGCCCAUGGUAGCUGCCGCCGUCCGAUUCCUGGCUGCCGCGUGGCCUAUCGUGCAGUUCAACACGACGAUCCUCGAUGUCGACCCGUACGUCCGGGUAACGCCCGUGCUCUCAACGCUCUACGACUCUGUGCUGGCGUCGUCGACAGGUCUCGAGUGGCUGCCGGACCUCUUGGCGUACUUUAGGGCGCUGGCCGCCGCGCCGGCCAAGCAGCUUCCACCAGUGUCGUUGGCGGUGCUGGCCAGUGCGAUGGAGCCUGCCUUCCUGACCCAAUUGGCGCCGCACCGGUCCAUCGGUGUCGCAUGCGCUCUCUUCUACACGACGCACGGGCCAAGCGAUGCGGCGGUAGCGCUCUGGCCACUCUGCUUGGAAUGGCUCGCGACCUGCAAGCCCGGCGACGAAGCCGAUGUCCGCAGCAUGGUGCGCAUCCUCUUUGAGAAGCCGUGCCCGGCCUUGUGCGCGCUGUUUACUGCCAUGGCCGGCGCGAGCCCGAGUCCCAAGGAAACGUGCCACGUCGUCCAGCCGGAAGAUGCGCCGUCGACGCUGCCGUGGCCGACCUACUGGCUCUUUAGCCUCUUCUCGCGCAUCGCGUCCAGCGACAUGAGCGCGACCGCGUGGCAGACGCUUCUCACCGAAGCGAGUUCGCUGCUCCUGCAGCUCGAAACGAGCUCGCCGGCGCUGCUCGCCUCGACACCAACGGCGCACAAGCUGGUGCAUCUCAGUCACGUGUACCUUCUCGAGACGGAUGCUUGGCUGUCGCCGGCGGUCGCGACGCCGCUCCAGGCCCUUGUGGCGCACUACGUCGACGCGGUGGUGGCCGAGGAAUGGCACGAGGCGCUGAGCCACGUCGUGCAGUGCUACAAGCCGUGCGAGCUUGGGAAGGAACCCGCGCUGGUUCAGUCGUUUGUCGAGUCGCUGCUUCAAGUCUUUUGCGGAGCGUCGUACGGCGACGUGGGCCUCAGCGCGAUCGUAACGCUCUGCUUGCACCCGUCGCUGCCGCAAGAGCUCCGCCUCUGGCUAUGGUCAGAGCUUAGCACGAACGGCGGCCUUGCGCUGGUCACGGUACCGACGGCACUGAUGUCGUCGCUGCUAGCGACGACCGACAGCAAGAUGCUCGAUGCGUAUGUGGCGAGCGUCGCCUCGGAGACCAUCACGGCGACCCGCGGCAAGGACCUGUAUGCCGUGGCCAUCCACCACCUUGCUCGCUAUUGCUUGGGUGCGUCGGAGCUUGCGGCCUCGCAGCGCCAACAGCAGGUCUGGCUGCGUCUGCUCCAGUCGCCCUCCAAGGCGCUGGUCAAGGAUGUGGUUGGUCAUGCGGAGGCCAAAGACGCGCGCGUCAAGGUACAGUGGUGUAUCCAGCAGCCUUCGUUUGCGUUGGUGCAAACAACCCUCCAGUCGCUGCUGUAGAACAGGCAAGUUAGCGAUUUCUAAACAGCAGAAUGAUGAUCAUGAAUGCGU